Messenger RNA from Loa loa (African eye worm), 648 nucleotides. RefSeq lists its product as hypothetical. The transcript is spliced from 2 exons. Bases 1 to 648 code for a protein of 215 amino acids. Lineage: Eukaryota; Metazoa; Nematoda; Chromadorea; Rhabditida; Onchocercidae. The record is from RefSeq and is a predicted model, not a curated record.
AUGAGUGGGAUUGUCGAGGAUAGGAUAGGAGAGAAAAGCAAGCCGUCCUUGCCUGUACACGUAUGCGUUUCCUGGGAUUACGAUGUAUAUUGUGAUAUCGUGAUGUAUGUGACAGAGGACAGACAGACAGACGACGCACACAUACACACACACACAUGCAUAUCCGAGAGAUAUAAACCCCCGCCUCCUCCAGAAAUAUAUAACAAAAACCGGGUGACACGGCUGGCAUGUUUCUCCUUGAUGGAAACGGACAGUUUUGAAGACAGAAGAAUAAUAUGGUGCUCGAUGCUGAUAGGGAGUUCUAUUCCUCGUUAUUUUAUCCCCGCGUUUGUUACUACCGCUAUUACUACUACUAAUACUGCCACUACUACCACUACUACCACUACUACCACUACUACUACUACUACUACUACUACUACUACUACUACUACUACUACUACCACUACUACCACUACACUACUACUAGUAUUACUACUUUUACCACUGCUACUGCUACAAAGUCUGGAUUUUAAAUUUGGAUGUAUUUUUUGCCGAAUUACUGUUUAUUUGUUUAAAUUAUGGGGAAAAAAAAUUACAAUUAAAAGCAAAGUUAUCUGUAUUGUUAAUGAUAAGAAAAUCAAUUUUCUCGGAAAUAUUUCUUUAGAAUAA